GUGCGCCUUAACGCGCGCUUUUUCUGCGCACAGCACCUUUUAUGUGUGUCCAAGCUAGAUGCUAAAGUAGCCUUUGCGUUUGGCCUCUUUCUGUUGCUUCACAAAGACGGUGUGCUUUGCUGCUGUUAAGGGCUCAAAAACGCUGUUUCUUCCACCCGGACGGGAAGUAUCGACGACUUGAGACAGCGUGUUGCUAAGCUCCGAACAGUGCCAUGGGCAAAAAGUCUCGCGACGAAGAAUCCUCAUCCUCUGACGAGGAAGAAUAUGUUGUGGAGAAAGUGCUGGACAGGAGGGUGGUGAAAGGCAGGGUGGAGUUCUACCUGAAAUGGAAAGGGUACUCGGACAAGCACAACACAUGGGAGCCAGAGAAAAAUCUGGACUGUCCUGAGCUAAUAUCAGAGUUCAUGAAGACCUACAAGAAAGGAAGUACUGGUAGUGCUACACCAAGCAGCGGCGCCAGCAAAUCCACCACUGGCCCCUCAGGGCGCUCCAAAGAAUCCGGCAGCUCCAAGAAGAGGAGCUCUGAUGAUGAUGAGGAGGGUAGUAGCAAGCCCAAGAAAAAGAAAGAGGAUGAAAUCCUUGUUGCACGUGGCUUUGAGAGGGGGCUUGAGCCAGAGAAGAUUAUAGGAGCGACUGACUCAUGUGGAGACUUAAUGUUUCUCAUGAAAUGGAAAGAUUCUGAUGAGGCCGAUCUCGUGCUCGCCAAGGAGGCCAAUCAUAAGUGCCCGCAGAUCGUCAUAGCCUUCUACGAGGAGCGUCUGACCUGGCAUGAAGACAGCGAUAAGAAGGAAAAGGAUGCCGUCAGCGCGUGAGUGCGUCGCCUCAAGAGGAAAAGCUCCACUGCAGGGACAACCUUGAGUCAGACAUUUUUUUUUCCCACACCUGAAACCUCCCCCAUCUUUCACCUGUACCAUGUCCAGUGAUGACACAAAGACGGCAGACACGGUUGUUUCCUCCAUCCAUGUCCCCRUCGGAGCACAAUGGCCCCAGACUGCUGAGGGGGUGGGGGGACCCCACCUAAAGAGAAGCUAUAGUGGCUGUGGGUGAUUUGCUACUGGGGAAAGAUUCUACUGUUCUUGUCUUUGUCUUGAUGAACUUUUUUUAUCUUAGCAUAUGUUUUU
Molecule: messenger RNA, 1121 nt
Organism: Poecilia reticulata (guppy)
Lineage: Eukaryota; Metazoa; Chordata; Actinopteri; Cyprinodontiformes; Poeciliidae
Gene: cbx5
Product: chromobox homolog 5 (HP1 alpha homolog, Drosophila)
Cellular component (GO): nucleus
Source: RefSeq, a predicted model, not a curated record